This is a messenger RNA of Capra hircus (goat), 2243 nucleotides long. It is a transcript of the gene OTOP2, whose product is annotated as otopetrin 2. Gene Ontology annotation, biological process: proton transmembrane transport. NCBI's taxonomy places the organism in Eukaryota, Metazoa, Chordata, Mammalia, Artiodactyla, Bovidae. Bases 72 to 1868 code for a protein of 598 amino acids. The transcript is spliced from 7 exons. Gene Ontology annotation, cellular component: membrane. Gene Ontology annotation, molecular function: proton channel activity. The record is from RefSeq and is a predicted model, not a curated record.
UAACGGGUAAAUAUAAAUCUCACCUUAUCUGGCUCCCGCACGCUCUUCCCUAAAUUCAGCCCGGAAAAAAGAUGGAUCAUGUGAGUGAGACUGAGAGGUUUAUGGAGCUGAGUUCCCGCGGCUGUAAAUCAUCCUGCCCUCCCCGGUAUAAAGCGCCCGUCCAGCCCGGCGUCAGAGAGAGGACGCGCUUGCCGCCCCCUGACCCCCAGCUCAGCGCGGCUCCCGGCCCAGUCAGUGACCCCUCCACCCUCCUCCAGUGGCCCUGCCAUGUCCACGGAGCUGCCCCCGGAACCCAAGGAGAGCCCGCCGGCACCGCGGCCCGCGCCUCCCGAAGUCUGGAAGAAGGGCGGCCGCCUGCUGUCGGUGCUGCUGGCGGUGAACGUGCUGCUGCUCGCCUGCACGCUCAUCAGCGGCGGCGCCUUCAACAAGGUGGCGGUGUACGACACCGACGUGUUCGCGCUGCUCACCACCAUGCUGCUGCUGGCCAUGGUGGGCUGGUGCUGUUUGGGAUCUGCACUCUCGUCAUGGACGUCUUCAAGACCGGCUACUACUCCAGUUUCUUUGAGUGCCAGUCAGCCAUCAAGAUCCUGUACCCUCUCACCCAGGCUGUGUUUGUCAUUGUCCAGACUUACUUUCUCUGGGUCUCCGCUAAAGACUGUGUUCACACCCACCUGGAUCUGACUCGGUGUGGCCUCAUGUUCACACUCACCACCAACCUGGCCAUCUGGAUGGCGGCCGUGGUGGAUGAAUCCGUGCACCAGGCUCACUCCCACAGCAGUUCUCACAACAACACCAGCCACACCCGCCUCGCUCUGGACCUGGAGCGUGCGAGCAGCGCGGUCGGGGGAGACUGCUCCUGCGACACGGCGGUCUGCCAGAUCUUCCAGCAGGGCUACUUCUACCUGUACCCCUUCAACAUCGAGUACAGCCUCUUCGCCUCCACCAUGCUCUACGUCAUGUGGAAGAACGUGGGCAGGCUGCUCGCCUCCUCCACCCCCGGCCACAGCCACGCCCCGUCCCCCGUCAGCCUCUUCCGGGAGACCUUCUUCGUCGGCCCGGUCCUGGGCCUGAUGCUCUUCGUGGUGGGGCUGGCCGUGUUCAUCAUCUACGAGGUGCAGGUGAGCGGGGAGCGGGGCCGCACCCAGCAGGCCCUGGUCACCUACUACAGCUUCAGCAUCGUCUGUCUGGGGCUCAUGACCUUGGUCAGUCUGAGUGGCUCGGUCAUCUACCGCUUCGACCGCCGGGCCAUGGACCAGCACAAGAACCCCACGCGCACCCUGGACGUGGCCCUGCUGAUGGGCGCUGCCCUGGGCCAGUAUGCCAUCUCCUACUACUCCAUCGUAGCCGUGGUGGCAGGCACCCCCAGGGACCUGCUAGCAGGGCUCAACCUAGCCCACGCUCUGCUCAUGAUCGCCCAGCACACCUUCCAGAACGUCUUCAUCAUCGAGAGCCUCCACCGGGGCCCCCCCAGCGCUGAGCCUCAUGACACGCCCCCCAAGGACCCCUGCCAUGGCCUGACCUUUGCCAACCUGGAUGCCCUCCAUACCUUGCCUGCCUGCCCGCCCACUCCCAGGCUGGUUGGCCCCAGCCCAGCAGGACCUCAGGAGGCUGCGAGCGUCAUCGUGGCUCCCAGGAGCCACUGGAGACGCCGGUGCUUGAAGGACAUUUCCCUGUUUCUCCUGCUUUGUAACAUCAUCCUGUGGAUCAUGCCCGCCUUCGGGGCCCGCCCUCACUUCAGCAACACCGUGGAGGUGGACUUCUACGGCUACUCCCUCUGGGCAGCCAUCGUCAACAUCUGCCUGCCUUUCGGCAUCUUCUACCGCAUGCAUGCUGUCUCCAGCCUGCUGGAGGUCUAUGUGAUGUCCUGAAGCCCUGCUCGGGACCUCGGGAGGAGGGGCUCGGCUCGUGCACCCACCCAGAGACCCCCAGGAAUGAAGCCGAGGCUGGCAGUCACUGUGCCACGUACUCUCCAUUCCCGCCCCCGCACUGGCCCCAGAGUGGCAUUUUCACAAGAGUUAUUUUUCCAGGAUGAGUUUUUAGAUCACCAUCAGGACAUGCACAUUCACCCCAGCAUGAGCUUGGGGGUGGAGCCGCUGGGGGAGGAGGACCCCUUGCUGCACCCCUUUCUAGGACCAGACAAGGCCUGGAAGCGUCCUUGGCUCUGGGUCCACCCCCACCCCCAGCCCGGUGACCUGGCCAGUGCUGUGGCCUGGAGCUGGAAACCAAUAAACCUGAUGUUGCCC